AUGGUCAAAGUGCUCUUGACAGGAGGCAGCGGCUUCAUUGCUGCUCAUACCCUUAAUAUCUUGCUUGAGCGUGGUUUCGAUGUCGUCACCACGGUCAGGUCCAAAGAAAAGGGCGACAGAAUCUUGGCUGCUCAUCCAAACGUGCCAAAGGAAAAACUUUCAUAUGUCAUCGUAAAGGACAUUGCGGAGGAUGGCGCUUUUGACGAGGCUAUCAAGUCUGACCCUCCCUUUGACUCGGUUAUCCACACCGCCUCGCCUUUUCACCAUGCGGUCCAGGAUCCGGUCAAGGACUUUUUGGACCCGGCUAUCAAGGGAACUACCGGUAUCCUCAAAGCUAUCAAGGCCCACGCACCGUCUGUGAAAAGGGUGGUGGUCACAUCCUCCUUUGCAUCGAUUGUCAAUGUCAAGGCGCAUGAGAAGGUGUAUAGCGAGAAGAAUUGGAACCCUGUGACAUGGGAAGAGGGCUUGGACCCCUCCCAGACAUAUAGAGCAAGCAAGACGUUCGCGGAAAAGGCCGCCUGGGAGUUCGUUCAAAAGGAAGUAAGCUUCGACCUUGUGACAAUCAAUCCUCCCUUGGUUCUUGGUCCCGUCGUGCAUUACCUGAGCUCUCUUGACGCGAUCAAUACUUCCAAUGCGCGGAUCAGCCGUAUAGUGCGGGGACUCGAAAAGGAGUCAACUCCCCCCACAGUCACUUACCUUUGGGUCGAUGUCCGCGAUGUUGCUCUAGCUCAUGUGAGAGCGAUUGAGGUCCCCGAAGCUGGUGGACAGCGGUUCUUCGUAACCGCCGGUCUUUACGCCAACAAGGAUAUUGUGGACAUUGUUCGAGACGCCUAUCCUGAGCUGGAGGACAGGCUGCCACCAAAGACUGACGCAAGAGACGUGCCCGACGACGUCUACAGCUAUGACAACUCCAAAUCAACGCAGGUCCUGGGUAUAAAGUAUCACUCGCUGAAGGAAUCGGUGGUUGACACUGUCAAAACGCUGUUGGAAAAUGGCGCCUGA
Aspergillus calidoustus is the source of this 1002-nucleotide messenger RNA. NCBI's taxonomy places the organism in Eukaryota, Fungi, Ascomycota, Eurotiomycetes, Eurotiales, Aspergillaceae. The record is from the annotation of a GenBank genome assembly.